Molecule: messenger RNA, 5046 nt
Organism: Ambispora leptoticha
Lineage: Eukaryota; Fungi; Glomeromycota; Glomeromycetes; Archaeosporales; Ambisporaceae
Source: the annotation of a GenBank genome assembly
AUGAACACGGGAGAAAUACUUCCCAUCAAAUUUCAAGAACAUGUCCAGGCAAGUCCUCCACCCUUGCUACAAGAUCUUGGCGUUAGCGUUAGUAGUAUUGGGUUCAAUACUUUAACUAUGGAAUCUGACCGGUUCAUCUGUAUUCGCGAACAAAAUGGAAAUACAAACCAAGUCGUGAUAAUUGAACUAGCAGACACAGCAAACAUCCUCAAACGACCAAUAGGCGCUGACGCUGCAAUAAUGCAUCCUAAAGAGAAAAAACUCGCUUUAAAAGCAUCGCGCCAAUUACAGGUGUUCAAUUUAGAACAGAAAGUAAAAGUGAAAGCACAUAAUAUGCAUGAAGAUGUCGUGUUUUGGAAAUGGAUCAAUGACACAACUCUAGGAUUAGUCACAAACUCAGCUGUAUAUCAUUGGUCUAUGGAAGAUGAGACUUCACCGCCGGAGAAAAUAUUUGAUCGGCAUGGAAACCUUGUUGGUUGUCAAAUCAUAAAUUAUCGCGUUAGUUCAGAUGGUAGAUGGAUGGUUUUAAUAGGAAUAGCUGCUGUGGAUGGGAGGGUCGUCGGAAGCAUGCAACUUUAUUCAUUAGAGAAAAAAGUGAGUCAGCCAAUUGAAGGACACGCUGCUGCGUUUUCUACAAUAAUGCUGGAUGGUGGUGUCUCCCCAACUCGACUCUUCACAUUUGCAGUAAGAAAUGCAACCGGAGCAAAGCUUCAUAUUGUCGAGGUUGAUCAUAAAGAUGAAAACCCCGUUUUCCCAAAAAAGGCUGUUGAUGUAUUUUUCCCUGCCGAAGCCGCAACCGAUUUUCCCGUAUCGAUGCAGAUUAGCAAGAAAUAUAAUAUUAUAUUUCUUGUUACAAAAUUCGGUUUUAUUCACCUAUAUGAUUUAGAGACGGGGACAUGUAUUUAUAUGAACAGAAUAAGUGGUGAAACGAUAUUUGUCACUGCGGAAUACGAAGAAACUAGUGGCAUCAUUGGAGUUAAUCGAAAAGGACAGGUUUUGUCUGUAUCGGUUGACGAAAACAAUAUAAUCCCAUAUAUCAGCGGAAUAAUCGGAAAUUCUGAUUUAGCUGUUCGUAUAGCUGCACGAAAUGACUUGCCGGGAGCCGAGGAAUUGUAUAUGCAAAAAUUCUUGAACCUAUUCUUAGUGGCAAACUAUAGUGAAGCAGCUAAAGUUGCAGCGCAAUCACCACGAGGAUUUCUUCGUACUAAGGAAACACUCGAACGCUUCAAAGCAGUUCCCGUACCAGCAGGAUCAAUUUCGCCAAUAUUACAAUAUUUCGGCAUAUUACUUGAAAAAGGCGAUCUAAAUAAAGAAGAAUCUAUCGAAUUGGCCAAACCCGUAUUACAGCAAGGCCGUAAACAAUUAUUGGAAAAAUGGUUGAAGGAAGAUAAGCUUGAAACCACUGAAGAACUUGGUGAUGUAUGUCGCCAAUAUGAUGUACCACUUGCAUUAGCUGUAUAUCUUCGGGCGAAUGUUUCCAACAAAGUUAUUGCUUGUUUUGCUGAACUUGGUCAAUAUGACAAGAUAAUAUGGUAUGCAAAGCAGAGUGGAUUCCAACCAGAUUAUGCUACAUUGUUGCAACAAAUAAUGCGAAGGGAUCCCGAAAAAGGCGGUGAAUUUGCCACAUUAUUGGUGAAUGACGAAAAUGGACCAUUAGUUGAUAUUGAACGAGUUGUAGAUGUAUUCAUGUCUCAAAAUUUGAUACAACAAGCGACGUCGUUCUUACUAGACGCGCUGAAAGAUAACAAGCAAGAGCAUGGACAUUUACAAACUCGUCUACUUGAAAUGAAUUUGAUUCAUGCACCACAAGUAGCAGAUGCUAUUCUCGGCAAUGAAAUGUUCACUCAUUAUGAUCGUCCUUCAAUCGCAAAAUUAUGUGAAAAAGCUGGACUAUAUCAAAGGGCUCUGGAACAUUACGAAGACAUAACAGAUAUCAAACGUGUAAUAGUACAUACUCACGUUUUAAACAGCGAGUGGGUCGUCAACUUUUUUGGUACAUUAUCAGUGGAACAAUCAAUCGAUUGUAUGAAGGAAAUGCUUAAAGUUAAUAUAAGGCAGAAUCUACAAGUUGUCGUGCAAGUGGCUACCAAAUACUCUGAACAAUUGCAACCUUUAAAUCUGAUUAAAUUAUUUGAAGAUUUCAAAACAUAUGAAGGUUUAUACUAUUAUCUCGGAUCGAUUGUCAAUCUUAGCACCGAUCCCGAUGUUCACUUCAAAUACAUCCAAGCUGGUGUAAAGUCCGGACAAAUUAAGGAAGUUGAACGAAUUUGCAGGGAAAGCAAUUAUUAUGAUCCUGAAAAAGUGAAGAAUUUUUUAAAGGAAGCAAAACUUGCAGAUCAAUUACCGCUAAUCAUCGUUUGCGACAGAUUCGAUUUUGUACAUGAUCUCGUUCUCUUCCUAUAUCAACAGAACUUGACUAAAUAUAUUGAAGUAUACGUGCAAAAAGUGAACCCUAGUCGUACACCAAUUGUCAUAGGAGGAUUACUCGAUGUCGACUGUGAUGAAAUUGUCAUCAAGAAUCUCCUAAUGUCUGUUAAUGGUCCUUUGCCUGUUGAUCAAUUGGUAGAUGAAGUUGAAAAACGAAAUAGGUUGAAAUUGUUGUUACCUUGGCUUGAACUGCGUAUUAACGAAGGAAGUAAAGAUCCGGCGGUUUACAAUGCCUUGGCAAAAAUAUACAUCGACAGUAACAACAAUCCAGAAGCUUUUCUACGCGAUAACGAAUAUUACAAUUCUCUCAUUGUCGGCAAAUAUUGUGAAAAGCGGGAUCCUUAUCUCGCAUUCAUUGCAUAUCAACGGGGACAUUGUGACAAAGAACUUGUUAAAAUCACAAAUGAGAACACCAUGUUCAAACACCAAGCAAGAUACUUGGUUAAACGCCGGGAUCCUCAAUUAUGGCAAUAUGUACUUAGUUCAGAGAAUAUUCAUCGUAGAGCAUUAAUUGAUCAGGUGAAUAACACUGCUCUACCUGAAUCGAAUGAUCCAGAAGACGUCUCCAUAACUGUAAAAGCUUUCAUGGCCGCCGAUUUGCCUCUUGAGCUAAUUGAAAUGCUCGAGAAAUUGAUAUUAGAAAACACUGCUUUCAGUGAAAAUCGUAACUUGGAGAAUCUUCUUAUCCUUACAGCUAUUAAGGCUCAUAAAUCAAAAGUUAUGGAAUACGUCAAUAAAUUGAAUCAUUACGAUGCCCCGGAUAUUGCUGCCAUUGCUAUCGACGCUCAUCUUUAUGAAGAAGCUUUCACUAUAUUUAAAAAAUAUGAAGUUCAUACUAGUGCUAUUAAUGUCCUUAUUGAACAUAUCGCAAGCAUCGAUCGUGCCGCGGAAUAUGCUGAAAAAGUUAAUCAGCCAGAUGUUUGGAGCAGACUGGCUAAGGCUCAAAUUGAAGGCCUGAGAAUCAAAGAUUCUAUUGAUUCCUAUAUUCGCGCUGAUGAUCCGGCCAACUUCUCGGAAGUGAUCGAUAUUUCUUCGCGAGCCGGCAAAUAUGAAGAUCUUGUCCGUUAUUUACAAAUGUGCCGCAAACAUGUCCGUGAACCAUUAGUAGACAGUGAACUUCUGUUUGCUUUUGCUAAAACUGGAAGGUUCCACGAUUUAGAGGAAUUUCUUAAUGGACCCAAUGUUGCUCAAAUACAAGCAAUUGGCGAUCGAUGUUAUGAUGAUGAAUUAUAUGAGGCUGCUAAAAUAUUAUUCCAGAGUAUAUCUAAUUGGGCUCGCCUAGCUUCAACUCUCGUUCAUUUAGGCGAACAUCAAGCUGCUGUCGAUGGAGCGCGCAAAGCAGGAAGUACAAAGGUUUGGAAAGAAGUGCAUAUCGCUUGUGUUCAACAUCGGGAAUUCCGAUUAGCGCAAAUUUGCGGAUUGAGUCUUGUCGUGCAUGCAGAAGAAUUACAAGAUGCCAUUCAUCUCUACGAAAAAAAUGGAUAUAUUGAUGAGCUCUUGACUUUACUCGAAAGUGGUUUGGGUUUGGAAAGAGCGCACAUGGGCAUGUUCACUGAGCUAGCAAUCUUAUACACCAAAUACCGCCCCGAAAAAACCGACGAGCACUUGCGCCUAUUUUGGAAUCGUUUAAAUAUUCCUAAAGUCAUAAGAGCCUGCGAAGAAGCACAUUUAUGGAAUGAACAAGUGUUUUUAUAUGAGCACUAUGACGAAUUUGAUAAUGCUGCCCUCGCAAUUAUGACACAUGCUGCCGAUGCUUGGGAACAUAAUCGCUUUAAGGAGAUUAUUGUUAAAGUCAGCAACCUGGAAAUAUAUUACAAGGCGCUCAAAUUUUAUUUAGAUGAACAUCCUAUAUUGCUUAAUGACCUACUUGCAGCUCUUACUCCUCGAAUUGACCAUACAAGGGUUGUUCAAAUGUUUGCCAAAUCUGACAAUAUACCGUUGAUCAAGUCAUAUUUAAUUUCAGUACAGAAGGAAAAUAAUGAAGCAGUCAAUAAUGCAUAUAAUGAUGUCUUAAUCGAGGAAGAAGAUUACAAAUCUCUACGUGAUUCCAUUGACAACUUUUCUAAUUUCGACAAUAUUAAAUUGGCAAAGAGACUUGAAGGCCAUGAAUUAUUAGAAUUUCGACGAAUUGCCGCGCUUAUAUAUCGAAGGAAUAAGCGGUGGGAAGAGUCUAUUGCUCUAUCAAAGGAAGACAAAUUAUACAAGGACGCAAUUGACACUGCAAACGAAUCACGCUCCACCGAAGUUGCUGAGGAACUUUUAGAAUACUUUGUAAAAACAGGAAAUAAAGAAUGCUUCACGGCCUGUCUUUAUUCCUGUUAUGACUUACUUCGACCGGAUGUGGUGUUAGAAUUAUCCUGGCGAAAUGGACUGACCGACUUUGUCAUGCCUUUCAUGAUUCAAGUUUUCAGAGAAUUAACCGUAAAAGUUAGCAACUUAGAUCGAAAUGUUGAAGAAAUAAAGGCUAAAGAACGACAGCGAGAACAAACGGAAAACGAAACGCCAAUAAUUGGAGUCGGUCUCGGAAAUCAAUUAUUAUUAACACAGGGUCCUGGACAAGGAAUUCCACAAGGAUAUGGAACUCCUUAUAAUGGAUCGAAUGGUUACCCAAAAUAUUGA